This is a messenger RNA of Hyposmocoma kahamanoa, 1070 nucleotides long. Its product is annotated as alpha-(1,3)-fucosyltransferase C-like. The transcript is spliced from 2 exons. The record is from RefSeq and is a predicted model, not a curated record. The coding region runs from base 112 to 1047 and encodes 311 amino acids. Gene Ontology annotation, cellular component: membrane. Lineage: Eukaryota; Metazoa; Arthropoda; Insecta; Lepidoptera; Cosmopterigidae. Gene Ontology annotation, molecular function: alpha-(1->3)-fucosyltransferase activity.
UCUCACUUCGAUGCUAUUAUUUUUCCACCAAAGAAUUUGACUCGCGAAUUCAGACCAAGUGUCCGAACGAGAAGUCAGAUUUAUAUUUUCACCUCUUUGACGUCAUCGCGCAUGGCACCAGUUUGCGAUGAGUUUAAUGACAAUUUUUUCAACUGGACUCUCACCUAUAGGCUGGACUCGCACAUACCAUGGACCUACUUUUCCAUAAGGAAUAAAUCAGGAGGUAUCGUAGCUCCGAGUCUCGAUGUGAUUUGGGAAGAUAAUUACUUGUACACAUCGACAACGAUCAAGCCAGUUUUAAAAAGCAUACUUUCAAAAAAAACUAAAGCAGUCGUUUGGAUUGUGACAUUAUGCCCGAGUAAGAGUUUCAUUGAAAAUUACUUGCUUAUUUUACAGACAGUAUUAGUGUAUUUUUCGUUGAAAAUUGACUUGUACGGAGAAUGUUCUUAUAAGAAGUGCCCAGAUAAUGAUUGCCCGAAACUAAUAAAAGAGAACUACCUCUUUUACAUGGCAUAUGAAAAUUCAAUAAUUGAAGAUUACGUGACGGAGAAAGUUUUAUAUGGAUAUGAAAAUUUUGCAGUCCCGAUAGUAUAUGGGGGAGCUAAUUAUUCUAGAUUCCUACCCCCAGGUUCCUACGUAAAUGCAAAGGACCUUAACCCCUACGACUUAGCGUUGAUCAUCUAUUCAGCAGUGAUUAAUCGAACUGACUACGAACAAUAUUUUAAAUGGACAAAUCAUUACAGUGUAGAAGCGUCACCUAAGGAUUAUCACCCUCUAUGCGAUUUAUGUGCGGCGCUUCACACUGACUUCGCCAAGAACGCACCCGCUAUAAAGAACUUUAGAAAAUGGUGGAUGGGCAAGGAUGGCAUGAAAUGGUGUCUACCUGAACAUUAUAAAGAUGAUGACUGGAAAAGUAGUUCAAAGGUUAAUACAAAGCUUACUGUAGUUGCUAAAAGGAUUUACUGCAAUUUGUACCGAAAAUUUAAACCAAGAAUCACUGAUUCAAUGAAAAAUGAUGCUUAUUAUUUCGAAGAAUCUUCAUCCUAACAAAUAAUUUUGUAUAGAUUUAC